UUUUUAUUAUAUAUAUAUAAGUCAGUAAUAGUUAUUUGUCAAAAGAAUCAGAAAACAAUAUGGCACUGCAAAAGUUUUCGGCGAAGAAAUUAGAGCGAGUAGAUACCAAAUACUUUCAAUGCGAAGCUUGCAAUACCCACAUUGCCCAAUGUGAAGAUAUCUAUUUCUUCAUUCCAGGUGAGCGCAUAAUUGAACAUGGAAUGGUCUUCCACAAACUUGCGAAUGUGCGAAUAGACGAACCUAUAAACCACCACCAACUUGGUCGUCACACCGUAGCUGAUAUUUACUGCAUCAGAUGUGGUAAUAAACUCGGCUGGAAAUACAUUAAAGUUUGUGGUCUUCAUAUUCAUCACCAUGCCGGAUCAAAUUACACUCUCAGAGAUAAUAUGAUGAAACUACUAAUGUCUAAGCUAUUGCAAAUGUCAUCACCAGGACUGGAUUAUACAGCUCCUCCAGUAAUGGAGAAUAAACACUGAAUAAAAUUAUUUGAGAGAGCUAAUAAUAAUUUAAUUAAAUUACUACUUAGUUUUGAAUUAGUUCUAUUAUAGAUUAUUGUUCUUCAUUUUAUACUUCAGAAGUUGAAAUACAAUUCAUUUUUUUGGUUCACAUUUACAGUGUUGCAAUGAUAAUUAGCAAUAACAGAUAAGUAAAUCAGGAUAUUCAAAGAUUGCUGAUAAUUUGUGUUUGUUAUACAAUUUGCCUAUGUUUGGUGGUUGUAUUUUGGGAGAAAAUAUGUAAAUUGGAAUGGAUUUUGUAGGAAACUCGAACCGCAUAGCAAACUACAUUUGUUCGAUUUGUUGGAUUUCGCCAUUUCUUUCGUUCAUGCGAUUCGCACGAAUAUGGUAUUUUUCUCGAACAAAUGUAGCAAACUAGGGUGGUUCCGGAGCCCAAAGAAGGGUCGUAGAUUUUUCUGCGAAAGUUUUGGAGAAAACUACCCAGAAUCUCGAUGGUUUAGGGAGAGGUUGAUUUUCGUAUAUAUUGCUUCAACUUAUCAAUUUGAUUUGGUAAGAUGGUGAAGGAGUUCAUUCCUAACACAAAACAUGAGGGUAGUUUUGGUAUAGCAGAAAUUGAGGGGGUUUGAUUUAUUAAAAUAAUGAGGUACGUGUUUACUUCUAAUAUUUUUCAAAAUGGGGGUAUGCCUAGGGGUGUUCAUAAGGUGCCUUACCAGAAUUUUGUAAUUCUAAUAUUUUGUAUCGUUCACCAAACCGAACUAUUUGGUUCGGUGUCUUUUUUUAUCGAACUAUUUGGUUCGGUACGAUUUUUUACCGAACUAUUCGGUACGGUUUUUUACCAAACUAUUCGGUUCCGUACUGGUAUCGAAAUAUAUUUUCUUAUUUUAGAAAAUAAAAAAAAUAAAAAUUUAAAGGAAAUAAUUCUUGAAUUUGACAUUCAAAUUUCAAUAAUCGGCCUUAAAAACCAAAAGUGAUUAGGCUAAUUUGUAACCAAUGGAAAAAAUUAUCAAUCUAAAAGUAUUUUAUAACUUUUAAGGAUUUAAAGUAAAAGAAAAUAAUACAUGUAUAUUAAAUAUUUCGGUAUUCGGUACGGUAUGGUAUACCGGGCCUAAUUGAAUUUCGGUUCGAUACGAUUCGGUCGAUUUAACAACUGAGCGAACACCUCUAGGUAUGCCUCAUUCAGAACAACUCCAAUGGAGUAAUAAAAUGGGUUAUCAAAACA
This is a messenger RNA of Erythranthe guttata (spotted monkey flower), 1674 nucleotides long. Its product is annotated as protein yippee-like At3g11230. Lineage: Eukaryota; Viridiplantae; Streptophyta; Magnoliopsida; Lamiales; Phrymaceae. The record is from RefSeq and is a predicted model, not a curated record.